Diachasmimorpha longicaudata is the source of this 6656-nucleotide messenger RNA. It is a transcript of the gene RhoGEF2, whose product is annotated as rho guanine nucleotide exchange factor 11. The transcript has 15 exons. NCBI's taxonomy places the organism in Eukaryota, Metazoa, Arthropoda, Insecta, Hymenoptera, Braconidae. Gene Ontology annotation, biological process: G protein-coupled receptor signaling pathway. Gene Ontology annotation, cellular component: cytoplasm. Gene Ontology annotation, molecular function: guanyl-nucleotide exchange factor activity; G protein-coupled receptor binding. Bases 595 to 5736 code for a protein of 1713 amino acids. The record is from RefSeq and is a predicted model, not a curated record.
AGUUGCGCGACAGUCGUGUGCGAAAGGGAGGAGAUCCCACCGGGAAAACAAGAUGGCUGUCACCAGUUAGUGAAAUAUUUAUUCCUCUCCCCACGAAAAUUCAAUAAAACAAAACAACCCAAUUAUCAUCAGGUGUUUGAACAAACGUUGGAAACGUGCUGUGCCUAACCCAUCAAGUGUUCUCGACGCCUCCAACAAUUGAGGCGUCCCAUUAGCCCUCAGUGUUAAAACAAACGGGAUCAAACACCCAGUGGCUGAAUUUAAGAGCAAAAAAAACCUAUUUUUGUGUUUUCUUUAUUAUGGAUUAUGAUAGCGCGUCACUGCCCUGCAGCGUGAAAGUGCCUAAGUGGUAAAAAAUAAUUCACUCAAAUUAACCUUGUACAUGUGGUGUUGUGGUGCAGCUACCCCCCUAUUUUGUGUACAUAAAAUGAUAAGUGAAUAGUGUGACAAAGCUGUAGUAGUGUAGCACCACAAGAGCGAGAUAACCGAAACUACUGGUGGCUUCUCCAAGUCUAGAUGAGAGGGUCCACGAACAAUCAGUCGAUGCCGAGGUGAAAAAGGGCGAUAAAGGUGUGGCGGGAUUAAGGAAGAGGGAUGAAUGGAACGACAACACCGUUGCGCCGGGCCGUCGGUGCUGGUAAUGUUGGACAAGAACCACUGCCCGUUGCAACUCUAGUUGUCUACAAAGAUGAUGCCGGUUAUGGAAUGAAGGUAUCUGGCGAUAAUCCUGUCUACGUCCAGUCCGUUAAAGAGGGUGGUGCUGCUGCUAGGGCUGGUCUCGUUGCCGGCGAUAGAAUACUCAAGGUGAAUGGAGUCAACGUUAUGCAGUCAGUGCACACGGACGUCGUUGAGUUGAUAAAGUCAUCGACGCAGGUGGUUCUGACGGUACAGCCAGACCCAGUUCUAGCGACAUUGACAAAUCAUCCAGUAAGAUCCACUGGAAUACACGAGGGACAACCGAGGCCAACUAGCCUGACACCAUCUGGAUCAAUGGUGUCACCUUCGCAAUCAGCUACUUCCUUGCAUCGCGCAGCCACCGCUCCCGCUGGUGGUGCUCCAUGCUCCACUCGUAUCACUGGACCUCAGCCUGUUGAUCAUGAGAAAAAGAGACAAAUGGACGCUCAAAGGGUCAACACAUUCCAACUAAUGUUGGAGAAGGAACAGAGCUACGUGGACAAACUCCGAAGCGACUUGGCAAAGGCUGGAGUGAAUUCUGGAAAUGCUUCGAACAUUAUAAACCUCCAGUCAGAGUUGGCUGGGGCUGAGCGUAGAGUUCGAAAGCUGCAGGAGGAAUUGAUAGCAAUGGCGCCCAAUGAUCAGCCUUGCUCGUUGGUAACAAAUGCUUCGUCUCCCUCUGGGCACUAUCCAGGCACAGUAGCUGGUGGUGUCACUGGGCAACCCAGUGAUGUACCACCACCACUGCCAUCACGUAAAUCCCUGCCUAUCCAAUGUCUUUCCCCACCUCCAUUACCUCCACGACCCCCAUCCACAUCAAAUACACAUAAUAUUAUGCAAUCUGGAACGUUAGAGACGGAGCGAUAUCUGAUGACUCAUUUAACGGCCCCAACCACCAGUUACAGCAUCCCUAACUCUUUCUCUCAGGAUGCCCGCAUGAGCUCGCCAACCGGCCUGAGCAAGCACCAGCGAACGAAAUCAUCGCCAGAGCAAUUGGGCACCUCGAUAUCCCCAUCGGAAGCAAGUAGAAGAUUGAUAGCUUCAGAAUCAAUGAAUGAUCUCUCUCCAUUCCGUCACACACGUCACAGUGGCAUCGAUGUGGACGACCCAAUCCGCAUAACCCCCCCAGGCACUCCACCACCACCAUACCCACAGCCCCAUCAGAAUGCAGAUCUCCUCUCAUCAACACUGAACGACAGCAGUGUCAACGAGAGCUUCCCAGCAGCUUCGCCCCCACGUCAAUCUAGCACAGACAGCCCUGGACUUCCCACAAUUCAACAGCCCAUAAUGUCCAUGGAGGACGACGACAUGAGUGAUCAGGAGGUUGGACAACUUGAGGAUCAUGGACCCUUCAAGUCUCUGUCACGCCUCUGGGAGCACCAUGCACACCUUUCGGUCUUCAUAAACUAUGUAUUAUCGAACAGCGAUCCCUCAGGUCUUUUGUUCUACCUCGUGACAGAUCUUUACAAAGAGGGCAAUGCCAAGGAGAUGAAGAAAUGGGCCUACGAAAUUCACUCGAGUUUUCUCGUGCCAGGUGCACCACUUCGUCUCAACAAUGUUGAUGAAAAUAUUGCUCGUGAGAUUGAUGAUGUAUUGCUGAAGGAGUCCGACAAGGAGGAAAUACUUCGUAAAAUAUUUUGGAAGGCCAGGGCCAAGGCUAAGGAGGAGUUGAAUGAACAGUUAGCGGAUUUUCAACAGAAACGUACAGCUGGAUUGGGUAUGCUGUUUGGACCCAGUGAUAUUAUACUGGAUGAGAGUGAGUCUGACAAAUCCAAAGAGACCAAAAUCAUCGAAACUUUCCUUCUACCCAAGAUGGAGGGCUAUCUCGAGGAUAUUGAGAAGGAUCAGGGGGAUUUACGUCAAUUCACUACUGCAGCUGGACUUGCAACAAUAUUGACGAAAAUAUUUCAGGUUAGGUGUGUCUCACUUGAUCGUGUACCGAUAUUUGUCGCUAAGGACAAAUCCAAUAUCAAGGCGAGAUUACUUACUGCUAAAAAUCGUAAGAUGACGGUCAGGGGGCAUCAUUUUGCUGCACAUCAAUAUUUUACGGUUACCUAUUGCAAUCAUUGUCAGCUAAUUAUUGGAGGUAUUGGACCCCAAGGGUACCAAUGCACUGAUUGCUCAUUGAGUGUUCAUCGGCCAUGUGUUAGGGUUGUUGAGGAAAAUUGCCCGGGGCCUGUGGUCAGGAAGGAGAGGGCUAAUGAUGCUCUCAGCAAACUCAUGGAGAGAAUUUACAGACCUGAACGGAAACCUCCGUCCUCUCAUCAUUAUCAUCAGAAUCAACUGCAUUUGGUUGAACGUGCUAAGAGAGCGGAAGAGGAAGGCGCAUUGAUAGAUGGUGAAAAUGGGGAACAUCGGGGUGUAGCAAGUGGUAAUACACGCAGCAGUGCAGAGAGAGGACGACUCUUCGGAUUUAACGAUCAUCCUGAUAACAUGGACGACCCCUUCCCCAGAGAGGAUAUCUCAGAAAUGGUGCAGCAGAAUAUCUCCAGCAAGCCAAAGACAUCGAACAUAAACCGAUCCGAAAGUUAUAAAGAGCGAAUUCACAACAAGGAUAACACUUGGGGUUUAUUUCAGCGACAACUGAGGGAGAAACGAAAGACGAGUGAUCCUAAUCUGUCGAAGACCAAUAGGACUGGUUUCAGUGAUUGCGAGGCAUCAGGGGCAUUUCCAGGAAAUUCAGCGGGUAGCUCUUCCAACAGUAGUUUAUCAACGAGGAGCCUCGACAGUCGGAGCACUAGUCUGGAGCAGGUGCACUCAACUGCACCAGGAAACAACAAUACAUCCUCAUGGGACAGUGACGUUGAUGUUGAGCCAGAUCCACCUGAUUGGAGUCAGGGGGUAUCUGAAGAAGCCCUGUCGCGUCUCAGUAAUUCCGAGAAGAAGAGACAAGAAGUUAUUAAUGAGUUAUUCCAUACGGAGAGAUCGCACGUACGUGCAUUGAAAGUUCUCUCCUAUGUCUUCCACAAGCCCCUCCAGGAGCACCAAGUUCUCCCAGUUGAUCAGAUAGACCUUCUCUUCUCGAAUCUCGAUGAAAUGGUGACAAUUCAUUCCCGCUUUAAUCAAGCAAUGAAACGUAAGAAGAAGGAGAAUCCGUGCGUCGGCGACGUUGGCGAUUUGAUCCUGGACAUGUUCGACGGUGAAAACGGCGAGACUUUCGAACAGGCAGCCUCGACCUAUUGUGCAAAGCAACAAGUAGCCCUUGAUAAUUUGCGCGAUCGUCGUCGCAAGGAUCAGAAGCUAAACUCAUUCCUGAGUGACAUUGAAUCAAAUCCCAUGUGUCGUCGUCUGCAGUUGAAGGAUCACAUCGUCACAGGAAUGCUACGACUGACCAAGUACCCACUGCUCUUCGAAAAUCUAGCUAAAUACACACCCGAGACGAAUGAGAGAGAAAGAGCAGCUGUACUACGCGGUCUCGAGAGAAGCAAGGAGAUCCUGAGCCUUGUCAAUCAAGCUGUAAGAGAGGCUGAGGAUUGCCAACGUCUGACAGAAAUUCUCAGGAUGAUCGACAGAUCGGCCUUCGACAAGUUUGAUCACCCAACAGUGCAGGAGUUCAAAAAUCUCGAUAUAACGAAAAGAACUCUGAUCCACGAAGGUCCCCUCCAGUGGCGCAUUGUCAAUCGUCCAAAGCCAGUUGACCUCCAUGUUGUCCUCCUGGACGACACCAUUCUCCUGCUCCACAGGCAAGACGAGAAGUACCUCCUGAAGUUUAUGAACACAAAUCAAGUGAACUCUGUCCUCAGUCCAAUUGUCAAAGUUUCCACAGUUCUUGUUCGCAACAAUGCCGUUGACAAAAAUUCACUCUAUUUGGUGAACACUUCCCAGAAGGGGGCACAGAUAUACGACCUUGUAGCAGCUUCCUCGGCUGAAUGUAAAUUAUGGUGCAAGCACAUAUCAGAGGCUGCUGAUGCUUACAAUAAGGCAAGGAGUCGCGAGGGUCGUAGGCCAUCCUCACCUCAGGCUUCUUUGAACAACAGCAAUGAGGAGGCCCCCGAAGGGAGUCCAGAGAAAGUGGAGAACGACAGUGAUCAGCAAUUGGAAAAGGAUAAGGCUGGCGAUAAGGGGAACGAUGGUGAACAAUAUUUAUUGGGUGAUAAUCGAGACUCUAGUUCUAGUGUAAAUAAUUUGGGGGACUGUGGAAAGGAGUCUGAGGGCUCUGAGGCCAACACUAGUCCUUCAACACCUGGAGAGACACCUGGAGGACCGGAGACUGCUGGAAAUAAUCCUUGUGAGUCAAGUAAUACGGCGAUUGGAGAGACUAUGAGGCUUGUUACCUGCACUCAGUGCUCACUCAUUGAUCCCACUGAAGUGCAUGCCGAGGUGAGACCUAUUCACGUUGCAGAGCCUGUCCUGACGCCCAUCGAGAGACUCAGAAGGAAGGAUCAGGUCAUCAGGGAAGCUCUUAUCGAGAAGCAGGCUCUUGUGGCUGAUAUUCUCAAUAUUCCUAAGGAGGAUUUUGAACAUGUAGCUGACAUGGCUGACAUGGCGUCUGAGCAGAGAGCUCUGGAAAAGGAACCUGCUGAAGUUAUUCUUGUGGCUAUCAAUCAGGCCAAUCAACUCAUUAGUCUCAUUAACAUGGCCCUCGUGGUGACCGAAUCGGAGGCUGUGCUUGCGGCUAAAGGAUCCAGUGGAGCUGCGGGGGGGUGUGGUACUGUCGGAUGUCCGGUGCCUAGAAAUACUGGAGAUUCACUUCAACCGAGUAUUCCUGUUAGUGCUCUCCAACCUGUUUGUCAUUCUCUCAAUAUGCAAUUGUCUCAGCUAUUGGAAAUUGUCAAAGAGAGAGAAGGCGAACGUGAGCGACUGCGAAAGGAAUUGCGUAGAAGUAGAGAACGUCUUCAUGCAUUUGACGUCGAUGCUCAAAAACGCGCACCACCUCAAUCAGACCCAAACACUAGCCAAUCAUCUAUCGAAUCGCCUCCCUGCACAUUAUCGGCAGAGGGUGGACACAACGACUCCGCCAAGGAUGAGUUUGUAGAUGCCAACGAGGAUAGCCUCCAGACAAAAUCAGACGAAACUAAAGACACUGUCAAGACACAAGUGAUGGGCGACUGCGUAGGUUGAUGACUGAAUGUUGGUACAGUCGCGUAUUUAUUAAUCAAAUAUAUCUUGGUGCAUUUUACUAGAGCGUUGAAGCCUGGCUGCUCGCAUCGAAAAAUAGAUAAAUCAGAUAAUCAAACGAGGAUGAAACAUUGGCCAUUGCCAGCUGUUCCAUAAGCUUAAUGUUGUCCAAUAUUUCGCUUUACACUGAAUACAAUUUUUCGAUGAAAAUUCAAUUUUUUAAUAAUGCCUUUACUCAGCGAUUUCGUGUACAUAGGAUUCGAUAUAUUUUUUUUCUGGUAAUACUUUUUUGUCUUGUUUCGAUUUAUGACACAGUAUCCCAUUACGAAUGAUGAACAAUUUAUAUUAAUAUAUUUUCUUUUGUACUAACUGCGUAACACGUAGGUUUUUAAUACGACAGAAUGCAUUAAAAAUACUGGUUUUUUCGAUGUUUUAUUGACAUGUGAAAUGAUGUGAUGCAGCUGAGAAAAUUAUAUUAAGUAUGAACAUGAAUUUUGUACAGGAUAAUCAUUUAAUCAUUGAGUCUUACAAUUUGAGAUGAAACAUUUUUUACACUUGUAAUUUUGCCUUUUUUUUGGGGGGGAUGGGCGAAGGUGGCAGAACUUUUUUCGAGGAUUAAGCAAUGUUUGAUAGCAAUUUUGAUCACACUAUCGCAGCUCUCUGGCUCCAGAGGGUCCUUUCAAAAACCUUUCCCCCAUUUGGGAAUCUCAUAUACAACUGAUAUAAUUGGUAAUUUAACUGCAAUGGGAAAACACUAGGGAGAUAACGAUUAGCGACGAUGGAGUCAACGUUCAUUGAAUCUCUGUCUUCAUUAAUUUACAAUUUAUUAUAUGAAAUUUAGUAAUGAGAUACCAUUAUUAUUAUAUAUACACUGUACAUGUAUAAAAUAUUUAAUAACAUUAUUAUUUACAAUUGUAUACAAA